AGCCAGCAUGCGCGACCAUCCGAAGCGCUCGCAGCAGCAGCGCCUGCGUGGCCUCUACCCCGUGGGCAUCCUCGCCAUCUUCUUCGUCAACGUCUACUACUUUGGCUUUGGCAGCUCGGACAAGGCGCGCUUCAAGCACCUGCAAAUCGACGACGGCGGGCCCUUCCUGCCGCCUGUCAACGAGCCGUCGACGUGCUGGUUUGACGACGCCCAUACGAAGCGCGUGCCGACGAACGACCUCGAGCACCUCAGCCUCCUGCACGCCGCGUGCACGAGCGGCACGGACGACAUCAUUACGUGGCACUACGGCACGAAUGCCACCAAGGCCACGUACCCGACGCGCUUGAACCGCGACGACCCGCGCGUGCUCGACGAGCUCCGUCGCUGCCCCGACUUUGACAUCUACCUGCCUCCCGGUCUUCGCGGCUCGGGCUACUGCGAAGACGGCUGCGCCUACACCAAGUACGGCCGGUCGCGCCUGCUGCCGCAGUGGGCGCUCGAAGACGAGUACUUUGACCCGCAGCGCAACCGCAAGGCGACGUACCACGACCUGUGCCCGCGGACGCCGAUCAUCUUCUUCAACCACUACUGGACCCCGUUUCCAUGGCCGAAACACAAGCCCAUCUACUUGAUGCCCAACAUUGAGAUGGGCCAGCUCAAGGCCCCCGAGUACUGGAGCGUCGACGUCGUCAUCUGCAAGACGCGCGACUGCUACCGCCGCGUCACUACGUGGUACAAGCAGGAGGGCAACCCGCGCGGCGCCGCCGUCUUCUACACGCGGCACACGACCGCCGACAUCGCGGGCCACAUUGCGCGCAAGCUCGGCCCCGGCGGCGUCAAGCCCAAGGACUACCGCAACAAGGUGCGGUUCACGCACACGGCGGGCGGCAGCGUCAGCAAGGGCACGGGCCAGGUCAUCGAGUGCUGGCUGUCGCGCCCGGACCUGCCGCCGCUCGACCUCUCGAUGAGCCCGGGGCUGUACGACUUGGGCUAUGGCGACAAGUACGCCGAUAAGAUCGCACUUGCCAAGAACAUUAACUUCAAGCACAACGCGAUCGACGAGGUGUCGUUCGGGAAGCUCUUGGCGGAGACGUCCUUCUUCCUCUGCGCGAGUACGUGGGAGGGGUAUGGCCACUACAUCAACCAGGCGCGCGCGGCCGGCGGUGUCAUCAUCACAACGAACGGCCCGCCGAUGAACGAGCUCAUUGUUGCGCCCGAGAGUGGCGUGUACGUGGACACGGUCGUCCACCACCACCCGCACCAGAUCAUGGGCGGCGGCUUCGAAGGCGAGCACGGGCUCAAGGGGGGCUUCGGCGGCCUCCAAGCCGACUAUACGACCGAGGACCUCUGCAACGCCGUCGACCACGUGCUGAGCUUGACGGGCGGUGAGCGCGAGCGCAUGGCCAAGGCGGCGCAGCAGCAGUUCCACGAUGACACCAAGUUUUUCGCAGCCUCCAUGCGCAACCUCCAGGCCUUUGCCCGCGCGCACUUGCACUCGAACAUGACAGCCGCCGAGGUCGCAGGGACCAACUGGCACGCGACCGCCGUCCGCGACUACCCCUGCUAUUAG
Messenger RNA from Saprolegnia diclina VS20, 1570 nucleotides. RefSeq lists its product as hypothetical. The record is from RefSeq and is a predicted model, not a curated record. Bases 8 to 1570 code for a protein of 520 amino acids. NCBI's taxonomy places the organism in Eukaryota, Oomycota, Saprolegniomycetes, Saprolegniales, Saprolegniaceae. The transcript is spliced from 2 exons.